Molecule: messenger RNA, 2841 nt
Organism: Clavispora lusitaniae ATCC 42720
Lineage: Eukaryota; Fungi; Ascomycota; Pichiomycetes; Serinales; Metschnikowiaceae
Gene: MYO5
Product: myosin 5
Biological process (GO): actin filament organization; vesicle transport along actin filament; endocytosis
Cellular component (GO): cytoplasm; cell tip; vesicle
Molecular function (GO): actin filament binding; microfilament motor activity; ATP binding
Source: RefSeq, a predicted model, not a curated record
AUGGCGAUUGUCAAAAAAGGCGGGCGCACAAGAGCGAAGCAGCAAGCUGCUCCAGCGAAGUCUGGUAUCAAAAAGGCCGAAUUCGAUAUCACCAAAAAGAAGGAGGUGGGUGUGUCUGAUUUGACAUUGUUGUCCAAAAUCACCGACGAAGCCAUUAAUGAAAACCUACACAAGCGAUUCAUGAACGGUACAAUCUACACAUACAUUGGCCACGUGUUGAUCUCAGUCAAUCCUUUCCAAGAUUUGGGCAUUUACACACAUGAAACACUCAACAUGUACAAGGGCAAGAAUAGAUUAGAGGUGCCACCCCAUGUGUAUGCUAUUGCUGAAUCCAUGUACUACAACUUGAAAUCUUACGGUGAUAAUCAGUGUGUCAUUAUUUCUGGUGAGUCCGGUGCUGGAAAAACCGAGGCUGCAAAGCAGAUCAUGCAAUACAUAGCCAAUGUGUCUGUUGACGAUCAGCUUUCUUCCACUUCUGAUUCCAGCGGAAUUUCCAAAAUCAAGGAUAUGGUCUUAGCAACAAAUCCUUUGUUGGAGUCCUUUGGUUGUGCCAAGACUUUGAGGAAUAACAAUUCUUCGAGACAUGGAAAGUAUCUAGAGAUCUUCUUUGAUCCUCAAUCUCAUAGACCAGUUGCAGCGCAUAUCACCAACUACUUGUUGGAGAAACAAAGAGUGGUUCAACAAAUCACUAACGAGCGGAACUUCCAUAUCUUUUAUCAGUUUACCAAACAUUGUCCUCCGCAAUAUGCUCAAAUGUUUGGCAUUCAAGGACCUGAAACAUACAUCUAUACAUCAGCUGCGAAAUGUGUUAGCGCAGAUGGCAUUGACGAUGGCAAGGAUUUCCAAGAGACUAUAAGAGCAAUGGAAAUCAUCGGCUUAAGUCAAGCUGAACAAGAUAACAUUUUCCGUAUGUUGGCGUCCAUUUUAUGGAUAGGAAAUAUCUCCUUUGUUGAAGACGAGAGCGGAAAUGCCACUAUCAGAGAUGCGGGGGUUACAAACUUUGUUGCCUAUCUUUUGGAAGUUAGUCCUGAGAUUUUGCAGAAAGCUAUUGUCGAAAGAAUCAUCGAGACUUCUCACGGAAUGAGAAGAGGGUCUACCUAUCAUGUUCCUUUGAACAUAGUACAAGCUACUGCAGUCAGAGACGCUUUAGCAAAAGGAAUCUAUAAUAAUCUUUUUGAAUGGAUUGUCGAAAGAGUUAAUGCAUCUUUGUCGGCUGCAGGUCAGAACUUGGAGAAAAAAUCAGUUGGUAUCUUGGAUAUUUACGGUUUUGAAAUCUUUGAACACAAUUCGUUUGAGCAAAUCUGUAUCAACUAUGUCAAUGAAAAGUUGCAACAAAUUUUUAUCCAGUUAACAUUGAAGGCGGAGCAAGACGAGUACGUUCAAGAGCAAAUUAAGUGGACCCCGAUUGAUUAUUUCAACAAUAAAGUUGUUUGUGACUUGAUUGAGGCUGUGAGACCUCAACCUGGUCUUUUUGCUGCUUUAAACGAUUCCAUCAAAACUGCACAUGCAGACUCUGAUGCUGCAGACCAAGUUUUCGCUCAAAGAUUGAGUAUGGUUGGUGCUAGCAACCGCCACUUUGAAGAUCGCAGAGGAAAAUUCAUCAUUAAGCAUUACGCUGGUGAUGUGACUUACGAGGUUGCAGGUAUGACCGAUAAGAAUAAAGACAGCAUGUUACGUGACCUCUUGGAACUUUUGUCAACAUCCACCAAUACUUUCGUUACUCAAUCAUUGUUUCCCCCAGAAAUGUUGGCUGCUGUUACUGAUUCCAAGAAGAGACCAGAAACGGCUUCAGACAAAAUCAAGAGAAGUGCCAAUUUAUUAGUGGACACCUUAUCACAAUGCCAACCAUCGUACAUUAGAACUAUUAAGCCCAACCAAACUAAAAGACCAAAAGAAUACGACAACCAGCAAGUAUUGCAUCAAAUUAAGUAUUUGGGUUUGAAGGAGAAUGUCAGAAUUAGAAGAGCAGGUUUUGCCUACCGUACGACUUUCGACAAGUUUGUGCAGAGAUUCUACUUGUUGUCUCCGGCAACUGGUUAUGCUGGUGAUUAUAUCUGGCAAGGUGAUGAUAUAACCGCUGUUAAAGAAAUUUUAAAAAGUUGUUACAUUCCAGAUACGGAGUACCAAAUGGGUACGAGCAAAGUUUUCAUCAAGACUCCAGAGACUUUAUUUGCCCUUGAAGAUAUGAGGGACAAGUACUGGCAUAACAUGGCUGCUCGUAUUCAAAGAGCUUGGAGACGCUAUUUGAAGAGAAAAGAAGAUGCUGCCAAGGUUAUCCAAAAUGCAUGGAGAGUGAAGAAGCAUGGUAACAAAUUUGAACAAUUCCGCGAUGAAGGAUCUGCACUCUUGCAAGGCCGCAAGGAAAGAAGGAGGAUGUCCAUGCUUGGUUCACGUGCCUUUAUGGGUGACUACCUUGCAUGUAAUGACUCUACUGGAUUUGGCCGCUUUGUUGUCAGCCAAACUGGCAUUUCAGAACCCGUUAUCUUCUCGUCGAAAGGUGAAAUUCUUUUGUCAAAGUUUGGAAGAUCCUCUAAAAGAUUAAACAGAAUUUUUAUUUUGACCAAGAGCUAUCUCUAUGUUAUCGCCGAAGUUUUGGUAGAGAAGAGAUUGCAGUUGCAAAAGGAAUUUUCCAUUCCUAUCUCCGGUAUCAAGUAUGUGGCUUUGUCGACCCUUCAGGAUAAUUGGGUAGCGGUGGCAUUGCACACGCCUACAAGUACGACCCCGGAUGUGUUCAUAAACUUGGACUUCAAAACUGAACUUAUUGCUCAAAUCAAAAGAGUUAACAGAGGUUUGACUAUCAAAAUUGGUCCUACUGUUCGAGUACUGCAAGAAGCCAGGUAA